AGACAAACCCUUCUACAAACAAGGGAAGCGGCAGCAUUCCCGGAUAGAGAGCAGCGCUAGCUAGCUCUGGCAAUGGCGGCGUUGGAUUUCUCAUCUCUUCUUUCUCUUUCUCGCCCUUAAGAUCCCAACGUGAAAAAGAGAAAAGGAAAGUCUUUUAUUCUUUUGGUUUGCCCAGGCAACAUUGCUCUAUAUAUCUGCAAAAAUAGCGCUCUCUGUCUACUGUUUGACGAUUCGAGGCGACCAUUAUAUAGCCACGUGAAUAGCCUCCAUGUGAACUUGAUAUUUUCUCUCUCCUCCAUUGCUGCUGCUGCUGCUGCUGCUCUCUCUCUCUCUCUCUCUCUCCAGUUUCCCCCUACUGCAAUUCUUUAUUACCCAACUGAGAGACGUUUUCUAUCCUUCAAUGUCAGAAAGAUAAUGAAAUCCGUGCCUUCAUUGCUAUUUGUAGUAGUGUUGCGUCAUGCUGCGUCUGAAUACCCACAGGGCCACAGAGCACUGUGUUUGGUAAUCGUCUUCCUCUGUUUUUUCGGUUCUGUGGCUGUGUAUCUGAAGUCUUUCGACUCAAAUUUGAUGGGGUUGUAGAUGGGUUCUUUAGAAAGUGCUGCGCCGUUGAAACGAGACCACUUUCAUCGUUCUUCUUCAGUUGGUAGAAGCGAGAGACACCCUUUUCUGCAGAGACACAGAUCGAGAUUUUCGCGGGUUUUGCUGUUUAAGAAGCUAGAUUACCUACAAUGGAUUUGCACAGUGGCCGUGUUCUUCUUCUUUGUGGUGCUUUUCCAGAUGUUUCUGCCUGCUUCUGUGGUGGAGAAAUCGGGGAAUUCAACCGGAGAAAUCGAGAUUGUUUCUGGGGAUUUCAAAAUUUUGAAGGAGAUGGGUGGGUUGGAUUUUGGGGAAGAUAUUAGAUUUGAGCCUUCAAGGCUCCUGGCGAAAUUUCAGAGAGAAGCUAUGGUGGUGAAUCAGUCAUCUGCUUCUUACAGGACACGGCACCGUUUUGGGUACAGAAAACCCCAGCUUGCUUUGGUUUUUACGGAUCUAUUGGUAGAUCCACAGCAGAUAUUGAUGGUCACUGUUGCAGCUGCUUUGCAAGACAUUGGAUACACAAUUCAGGUUUAUUCACUUGAAGAUGGUCCUGUUCAUGCUGUUUGGAGAAAUAUGGGAAUUCCAGUCACGGUUAUUCAAACCAUUGAAAACGGGAAUGCUACUGUAGAUUGGCUAAGCUAUGAUGGCAUACUUGUAAACUCUCUUGAAGCCCGGGGUGUCUGUUUUCGUCUUGUGCAGGAACCUUUCAAGUCUUUACCUCUUAUAUGGACCAUCCAUGAAAAAACACUAGCCACUCGUUUAAGACUAUACAAUUCAAGUGGGCUGUUUGAUCUCAUCAAUGAUUGGAAAAAAAUCUUCAACCGUGCAACAGUGGUUGUCUUCCCAAGUUAUGUGCUGCCGAUGAUUUACUCCACAUUUGAUGCUGGGAAUUAUUUUGUAAUUCCGGGUUCUCCUGCUGAAGCAUGGGAAGCAGAUAAUUUUGUGGCUUUGCAGAAAGAUCUACAUGUCAAGAUGAGUUCUGGGCCUGAUGACUUUGUUAUCGCCAUUGUAGGGAGCCAAUUUUUGUACAGAGGUUUGUGGCUGGAGCAUGCCCUCAUUUUACAGGCUUUAAUGCCACUAUUAUCGGACUUGUCAUCUGAUAAUAAUUCGAAUUAUCACCUCAAAAUCAUUAUUUUAAGUGGGGAUUCAACCAGUAACUACAGCAUGGCUGUGGAGGCCAUUACUCUUAGUUUAGGAUAUCCAAGGGGCAUUGUGAAGCAUUUCUCUGUAGAUGGGGAUGCAGACAGUAUAUUGAGCAUGGUUGAUCUUGUGAUAUAUGGAUCAUUCCUUGAAGAGCAAUCUUUUCCUAAAGUUCUGUUAAAAGCCAUGUGCUUUGGGAAACUAAUCAUUGCUCCAGAUCUCUCGGUGAUCGGGAAAUAUGUUGAUAACAGGGUGAAUGGUUAUCUUUUCCCAAAAGAGAAUGUCAGUGCUCUGACACAAAUUGUUUUGCAAGUGAUCUCAAAAGGAACUUUAUCGCCUCUGGCUCGCAAUAUAGCUUCAAUUGGAAAAAGUACUGCUAAAAACCUGAUGGUUUUGGAAACUGUUGAAGGUUAUGCUUUACUACUUGAAAAUGUCCUCAAGUUCCCAUCAGAAGUCGCUCCUCCCAAGGCUGCUUCAGAGAUCCAUCCCAAACUGAAAAAGGAAUGGCAAUGGCAUCUCUUUGAAGAAUUUACAGUUUCAAAUGUGAAUAGAACCUUACAAACUAUUAGAUUUUUGGACAAGGUCGAGAAGCAGUGGAAUGGAAGUAGAGCAAAAAGUUCUGGUGAUUUAACUACUAAAGAUGAAACGUUCUUUUAUAGCAUAUGGGAGGAAGAAAAUUUUAUUGAGAUGGCCAAAGCUAGAAAGAGAAGAGAGGAAGAGCUGUUAAAGGAUAGAACUGAUCAACCGCAUGGAACAUGGGACGAUGUAUAUCGAAAUGCCCGAAGGGCUGUUCGGUUGAAGAAUGAUUUGCAUGAGAGGGAUGAUGGGGAGCUUGAAAGGACAGGCCAACCAUUGUGCAUCUAUGAACCUUAUUUUGGGGAAGGAGUCUGGCCAUUUUUACACCAUACUUCGCUUUAUCGUGGAAUUGGACUGUCCACAAAAGGUCGAAGGCCUGGGGCAGACGAUAUUGAUGCACCUUCUCGUCUUCCCAUUCUCAACAACCCCUACUACAGAGAUGCCCUUGAUGAAUAUGGAGCCUUUUUUGCUAUGGCCAAUCGGACAGACCGUGUACACAAGAAUGCUUGGAUAGGGUUUCAGUCUUGGAGGGCAACAGCAAGGAAGGCAUCUUUGUCUAAGAUUGCUGAAUAUGCACUGUUAGAGGAUAUCCAGGCACGGAGGCAUGGAGAUACACUUUAUUUUUGGGUUCGCAUGGACAUGGAUCCUAGAAACCCUUUGCAACAGGAUUUUUGGUCAUUCUGUGAUGCUAUAAAUUCUGGAAACUGCAAAUUUGCUUUUUCCAAGGCUCUUAGAAAAACUUAUGGCAUAGCACAUGAUCGAGAAUAUUUACCACCUAUGCCUGUAGAUGGUGGCACAUGGUCUGUCAUGCACAGUUGGGUUUUGCCUACAAGAUCAUUUCUCGAGUUUGUAAUGUUUUCGAGGAUGUUUGUGGAUGCAUUGGAUGCAGAGUUUUAUGAUGAGCAUCAUGGAAAUGGGCACUGCUAUUUGAGUAUAUCGAAAGACAAGCAUUGCUACUCUCGAUUGCUAGAGUUGCUGAUAAACGUCUGGGCAUACCAUAGUGCAAGGCGGAUGAUAUAUGUGAACCCUGAGACUGGUGUUAUGCAGGAACAGCACAGGUUAAAUGAUCGGAGAGGUAAAAUGUGGGCCAAAUGGUUUUCAUACAUCACCCUUAAGAGCAUGGAUGAGGAGCUGGCUGAGGAAUCAGACACCGAUCAUCCCUCAAGACGGCGGUUAUGGCCCUCAACAGGUGAGGUGUUUUGGCAAGGGGUAUAUGAAAGGGAGAGGAAUCUACGGUACAAGCAGAAGGAGAAGAGGCGGCAAAAAAGCAAGGAUAAGAUUGCCAGGAUAAGAAACCGCCCACACCAAAAGGUAAUAGGAAAGUAUGUGAAGCCCCCGCAAGAAGAGAUGGAAAAUUUGAACUCAACGAUGGUUAAGGCAAGAAGGCUUUCAAGAUAGAUUUAGUCUUAGCACAGUGUAAUUCGAUGAUUCUUUUUUAGUUUUCUUUACUUAUAUUCUUUUUGUUCUUUGUAUUUGCGAGAAAAGGUGCGUAGGUUUGUAUACUAUUAAUGAGGGUUCUGUAUGUAAAACAGUUGACGCUGGUGACUAGUGCAAUUGUAUUGUAGUUUUCUUUUCAUCUUUUAAGGUGAAGAAAAAGGAGGAAAAGAGAGGGCUUUGGAUUGGCGUUUCUUAA
Molecule: messenger RNA, 3925 nt
Organism: Malania oleifera
Lineage: Eukaryota; Viridiplantae; Streptophyta; Magnoliopsida; Santalales; Ximeniaceae
Exons: 14
Coding region: 580-3690 (1036 amino acids)
Molecular function (GO): glycosyltransferase activity
Source: RefSeq, a predicted model, not a curated record